Messenger RNA from Phytomonas sp. Hart1, 1458 nucleotides. The record is from the annotation of a GenBank genome assembly. Lineage: Eukaryota; Euglenozoa; Kinetoplastea; Trypanosomatida; Trypanosomatidae.
AUGGUCUCUUUUGAUUGGUGGGAUAUCACGAAGGGCGGUCUCCGCCUCGUGGCGAUCGUCGACGACCUCCUUCACGUCCUCUUCGCCGUUGUGGUGGUGGCGACGGUGGUGGUGGGGUUGGCGCUUUCGCGGAAUGUUUACCGCUCGAUGCUCCGCACGCGCGCGAUGCGAAAUGACCUAGAGGAGAAGACGCUCUCGCGGGAGAGUCGCGUCUACCUUGGUGCGAUCGAGGCGGAGGGCACCGUCGAGGAGGUCCUCCGCAAGGCGGGGUGGUCGCGGGUUUACCUCCGACGCCGUGUGCCCGUCUCGCGCAUCGGUCAUAACCGCGAGAUCGACGUGAUCGCUGUCGGGAAAGUGAUCCUCGUUGUGGAGGUGAAGCAUUGGCAGGGCUACGUCUGGAGCAACGGCCCGCGUUGGUUCCAAAUGCCUGUCCGAAUGAAACAUACACUCGAGUUUGAGGAUGUUAUGGAGGAUAACGUCGUCAAGGCGGCGGCCCUGCGGCGAUUUAUCGAGAACACACACCGCAUCGCGCUUCCGGAUCUCCCUCUCUUGUCCAGAGAAGGAGAAGGAGCUGAGAAAAAGGACGACCACAACUACCAAACUGUUAGCUUCAGCAAUACAGGACAGGACAAGAACAGUGCCAAUGAGAACGAUAGCUCCCCUGAAGAUGCGUUAUUAAAUGAUAAGAAGGAUGUGGGCACCUGGUAUACGGACAAAUCGCUUCAUAAGCAAUGUGGGUUGUGUGUGCUGCCGAUUGUGGUGUUUACCAACCCACGCGUGAAGCUUGAUCCCGCUACUGUAAAGGCCAAAAAGUUUGUAUUUACACUCAAUGACUUUCGCAUCUUCGCCCGUGAAGCGUUGAGGGGAAACUUUUCUCUGGAGGCUCCCAACGAGGUUGUGGCUUGGCGUAAGAAGGGAUAUUUACUUUUGCCGCCCUUUUUGCGCCGUUUACUAUCCCCUUUUCAUGUUCCAUCUGAGGCUGCGCUGGGAAGCGACUUACAACAACAAAUCGGCGAAGCUAUCGAGAACAUGCGCACCUGGGAUUUAGUUCGACUUCACAACGGCCGCCUCAUUGUGGGUGACGUUCAGAAAAUAGACGCGCCUAGUGCAAACUGUAUAUACGAACGAAAGGAACUUCUAGAAAUUAACUUCCAGUGGAACUACGGCGCUGUAGGCCUUUUGAAAUCAUUUUUGUCAAACCGUGGAGGAACGGUGGAACUUGUUCUAACGACUGCUAAGCGCUUAGCAAUUAAAAAGAAAGAAAAGAAGACACAAGACUGGAAGGGAAACAUUAUCUUCCCAAUUGUUCCGAAUAAUAGAAGACUAACUCUGAAUGAUCGUUUGUCCAUUAAGUCACCUGGCACACCAAAAUUGAUAACUCUAGCUCUGUCGAAUAUCAAAGAGGUACACCUCAGCCGUCACCUGUACGAAUUAGAAAAAGGAAUUGAGGUAAGUUAA